Phytomonas sp. Hart1 is the source of this 3327-nucleotide messenger RNA. NCBI's taxonomy places the organism in Eukaryota, Euglenozoa, Kinetoplastea, Trypanosomatida, Trypanosomatidae. The record is from the annotation of a GenBank genome assembly.
AUGAUUCCCAGGCUGCUUCAACGUCUCAGCACACCUAUUAUAGCGUCUUCGCUCUCUAAGGAACAGUUGUGCGUGUCGCUUGCAGCCGUAGCUCAACUAAAACCGUUUCGUUUGUUUCCAUGUACCGCAUCGCAUCCUCCUUCAGUUAAUGCGCUAGACUUCAAGGAAACGGAUGCCGCUGCGUUGGUAACCCAGUGCAUUCGUCUCAUUCCACAGUGCACUUUUAUGGAGCUCGGCAUGAUCAGCCGUGGGGCAUCUACAUUGCGAUGGCAUUCCCCUUCGCUAGUAGAGCAAUUGUCUAAGCAGAUUCAUCAAGGUUUCGAAAACAUUCAUCAAUCUCGAGGACGACUUCGUCUAACGGAACUUAUGCGUGUCAUCACCGCCGCUAUUUGCGCUGAGCAAUACUUUAACGUAACACUCUACACAUUCAUCCGUGAUCAUGCCAAAUAUUUGCUUCGAUCGAAAGAGCACCCAGAAACUCUUCUUCACUUUGCAUUUUUGGCCCACAUUUAUCUUGGAGGGCACAAUGAGGCAGUUGACAUCGUCCUCGCCAAACUGCAGGCGGCAUGUCUCAGUGAAGAUCACCGGCGGAGCUUACUACAGAAGUAUGAAUCCUUUGUACACACAAUUUGUGGCAGCUGGGUCGCACACAGGCAGUUUAUCUUGGGCAAGUUUCAGACGAGUUAUGGGAACUGCAGUAAUGACAGCGAACAUGUAUGGGACGCAACGAGAGUACGCGCGCAUGUGUAUCUCUUUCUCCACGACAAAAUUCAGGCUAAUGGUUCUCUAAUAACUAACAAGGAUAUUUCAUUCAAGGACGCGGUGGAAUGUUUGGAGCUGUUGAGCUUUUACAAAAUUGAAGAUCCAGUCGCUUAUUUGGCACUCGAAGAGGUAGUGCUGCACGUAAUACAGCAAAUGGAUGCAACAAACAUGGAGGGUAUGCGCAAGCUCAGUGAAGUGGCAUAUGCUGAUACGCAACGUUUUCACCGCCUGCUCGAUGCAUUGAACAGCAAACUUGAGUCCAGCAACAGCUUAGAGCAAGUUUCCAACGCGUUGAAAGCUUACACAGAGGCUGUCAAUGGAAGACGUGUUCCGGGCAUCAUAUUGCACAGUCUCACAGAGGAGCUGGAUAACGCGCAGCCAGAUCAUGUGGCGUAUACGGCAUGUGUUCUAGCACGUCAAAGCGAGGUUCCGCAUGUCAUUAUGAUACGGUCCCCAUCGGUCGCCAGUUCCCUUACUUUGAGGGGGUUGGCUGCUUUUCUAAGGGCUGCGAAAUGGGAUAGAAAGGGAGCGCUACUGAUUCCCGCCGAGAUGGCCAUGCGCAACCUAGACCUCUCCGUUCUUAACAGCGCACCGCUCCCGUUAUUAUUGGAUUUGGCAGGUGCACUCGAGUUGCCACUAUCGCGUUAUGUCGAUCGACCUCAAGCAUUUGAGGCAGCAGAGAUAUUGUUAAAGCGUCGUUUGGUGGAAAGAAUUGUUGCCGUAUGCAGCUCGCCAUUGCAGCCACUUAUCGACACUAUUUCAGCGGCUAUCCAAACGCUAGAACUUGACACGGAUAAAGCGCUUGUCCAAUUGGCACUCGAUCGUGCCGCAUUAUCCAAAGAGUUCUCAAAUAACGAAUCGAAGGCUAUUAUGCAGCUCUUGAAGCUCGAAAACAACGUGAGCAACUUGGAGCUAAUGGACAAGCUGGCCAUGAGGUUUAAGGCGUUUUUGGACCAGUGCUUCCAAUCAGAUGAGCAUAGCAGCGCAGACGGACACGAGGGUUUACUAGAGAUUGCUGCGUUUCAGGCGGAAUACAAUGCACCUGAGCUGGAGGGCUUAGGGAAGGAGUUCCUGCAUCACGUGGAAAGCGAGGUCAACUCAUGCACACCUGAGUGUCUCAUCGCUGCCGGGAUGCUGGCUAGGCAAGCUCAGAAUUAUGAGAUGAAUUCUCAGAUUCAAACCGUCCUCAUACCGCACGUGCUCAACAAGAGGCUGCGUCUCUCGCUUGUUAUACAUGCAAUCGACCUUGUUUCACCGGUCAUGGAGCCAACUAACAUAAGCUUCACAGCGGCACUGGUGGGCUUCCUUAUGGAUGUUUCCCAAAGCACCAGCUGCGAUUCCGCUGUCGAUCCUUCCCCUAUAGCUCGUCUCUUAAUAUCAUACUGCACGCAGUAUAAGCGGUUGGCUACAGAGGGCCACUUCACCCCCUUUCCCCCAACUCUACUGCAGUUCAUUGCUGAUAACCUUCUGGCGCUUAAACCAGAGAUAUAUGUUGAUCUUUGUCGCUUUAUUUCCUACGGGCGCCUUACUGAAGGAUUCACUGACGAGAUUGUGGAGGUGCUACCACAUCAGUUGGACCGACUCAGAUCCGCGCAAAUCGCGCACUGUGUGUGGGGGAUAGGACAACUGCGCCACGCAGGCCAAAGAUUAAGCCAUCAAAUUGUGAUGGAGAGUGUCUCCGAUUAUGUUGUCGAUAACGUGAAUCUUUUCUGGAGCGGUCCUGACAUAGCACGCAUGUUGGACGGCUUCGCGCGUCUACAUUGCACGAAACGUAGUUUGUACAAUGUCUUUGCAGGCAAGCUUUCUAUGCGUGCAGUGAGGGCAACAAUGAAUCGCGAGUCUAUAACCAUUGCUCUACACGCUUUUGGGAUGGCUAAAUAUCUUGACAAGCCCCUCUUCGAUCGUUUCACGCAAGUUUUGGUUCAAAAUGUGAAGGGCCUUUCCACGCAUGAUAUAUUUUUUUCAGUCCUGUCACAUAGCCGUGUGAUGCUGUUGAACGACAACUUCUAUGAUCAAAUGGGUCAGCAAAUUGUCGCUCGCUCAAGCGAAUUCACCCUUUCCGACAAGUGUGAAUUGAUCAAAGCGUAUGGGCAUGUUGAGAGUGAGAACAAAACGGUGGCUCAGAUCCUUCUGCGAGAUAUCGCACAUGAAAUCCAAAGUAUUCAGAACGUUAAUGACGUAGUGGACGUCCUUAAUGCAUCAUGGCAGAUGAACUACGAUUUUGGACAUGAUGAAAACACAGAAACCCUGGCCUCGUUCGUUAUCGAGAACGCAGAGCAAUUAACCAGUAAUAGCGUAAUCAAGCUGUGUUCUUUAUUUAUAAGUGGCAGUUGGCGGCACGUGCCACUCUUACAGGCUGUGGGAAACCAUUGUGUGUCUUUGGCAAAGCAGCAACAGCUGGAAGCUCCAGCUGGACGGGCAAUGUUGGAUGCGUUUGGGUUUCUCAUGGUUCACCACCCAGUGGCUCGUCAGGAGCUUGCUCAACUUGCGCGAAGUGUAAGUAAGGAGGUUGCGCAGCUUUCUGAGGAAGAGGCAGAGCAGCUUAAGCUGUUAUUAUCGGUGUGA